GGAGGGGCGAUUCCGUCACGCGUGUUCCGGUCACGCCGCCAAUGAGCGGAACGCGGAGCGAUGGCGGGGGAGGCGGUGACGCUGCAGCUCGGGCACUACGCGGGUUGUGUGGGCGCCCACUGGUGGGGGCUGCAGCGCUGCCCCCCGCCGGACACCGAGCUGAACCAUGCGGUGCUGCUGCGCUCCGGGCGGUCGGGCUGCACGCCGCGUCUCAUCGCGUUGGAGCUCAAAGGCGGUGUGGGCUCAGUGCGGAGCGGCGGGGCCGGCCCGGAGCCGCUGUCGGCCUGGCGGGGGGAUGUGGACAAUUACACGGAACCGGUAACGGGAACAGCGCGGCAGGAGGGAGAUGCUCCAGGUGAUACAGGCAGCAGCUCCGGCGCUUCUGUUCAAGCCCCAGGCAGCAGCACUUGGCUCUGGUCUGAUUAUCUCAGUGUUCAGCUGCACCCCAGGAGCGUUUAUAUCCUCCAGCAAUACAACCACGAUGGGGAUGCUGGUCGUCUAGAAGCCUUUGGGCAAGGAGAAAAGCUCCUGCAAGAUGCUGCCUGCGUGGAGGAGGUGGAAGAUCGCCUGCAUUUCUAUGCUGAGGAGUGCGAUUACCUGCAGGGAUUUCAGGUGCUCUGUGACCUCCACGAUGGAUUCUCUGGAGUUGGUGCCAAAGUGACGGAGCUGCUGCACGAUGAGUAUUCAAGAAAAGGAAUCCUGACCUGGGGCUUGACUCCGGUCACUCAUAAUAAAGGAGAUCCUCAGAAGAACUUCUACAGGGUGCUGAACACGGCCCUCGGCAUCGUGCACCUCUCUGCUCACAGCUCCCUGUUCUGUCCCCUGUCACUCAGCAGCAGUUUAGGAAUCAAACCUCAACCUCCCAUUGCGUUCCCCUACAUAAACUACGACGCAUCUCUCAACUACCACAGCAGUGCAGUUCUGGCAGCAGCACUCGAUACCCUCACGGUUCCAUAUCGCCUCUGUUCCUCUCGAGGCUCCAUGAUGCACCUUGCUGAGAUGCUCAAUUUCUCUGGGAGAAAAGUUGUGGCUGCGUGGGCUGCAGUUCCCUUCCCCGCUGUGCGUGGCCACUCGCUCCCAGAUGUUUUAUGUGCACACCAACAAGACGUGCCCUGGAAGCUUCUGUCCUCGUGUAGGGAGCAAAAGGUCAGCCGCUGUUUUGCUCAGUCUGUUGUGCUAAGAGGAGUUUGCAAAGAAAGCCCCGCCAGCUGCCCAGGACAGCAGCCACCUUCUCCACUCCAUGCCUGUGAGACAGCUGAGCAGGUGCUGCAGUGUUAUUUACACACUGUGUUUCCUGGGGCGUUCAGUGCAUCCCAUGUUCUUAAGGAGCCCUGUGUUACUCUACCUCCAUAUCCCUGCUUUUUUUCUCCUCUUCUGAGCAAACAAGGCUUCCUCCCAGAUGAUCUUUCCAAUUACUCUACAGCAGGUAACGUGGAAAGGUCUAACAAAGCUGUUGAAAGCAUCCCUGUGCUGACAUCGCUGCAGUCCUCGCCAGCUCUGCGCACGCUCCUGAGUGAUCUCUGCAAGGACCUACAAAAGUUGGGCACCCGGCGCUGUGCCAGCUUCUUUGCUGCAGGAGUUGAAGAGGAUGAUUUCCACGAGGCCUUCCAGGAGCUGAAAACUCUGUCACAGUGCUACCAAAUGGGUUUUGAAUCUGGUGACUCUGAGGAUGAAAGCGACUCGGACUGAUGGAGUUUUAUUAUAGGGGGGGGUUCUUAAAGAGUGCUUUCAAAAUAAAGGGAACAGCUCUGAAAAUGG
This is a messenger RNA of Coturnix japonica (Japanese quail), 1758 nucleotides long. RefSeq names its product misato mitochondrial distribution and morphology regulator 1 (gene MSTO1). Gene Ontology annotation, cellular component: cytoplasm; mitochondrion. NCBI's taxonomy places the organism in Eukaryota, Metazoa, Chordata, Aves, Galliformes, Phasianidae. The record is from RefSeq and is a predicted model, not a curated record. Gene Ontology annotation, biological process: mitochondrion organization.